AUGUCGACAUUCGGCACAAGAACACCUUUCUUAACCCCAGCAUUAGACACAAUGGGUCGAGCGAGCCCAUCUCUUUUAUCCAAAGGCACACAAUCGCAAGUCAUGCUGAGCUCAACGAGCCUUCCCACAUCGUUCAAAGCACAAUGUAUCGCGUUAUGGAAGAUUUUAGUCGAGCUUUCAGUUGACAAUCGUUUGAAAUUUUCAACAAAGGGCACGAGCUGGGAAGGCAAGCACCAAGAACAGGAGCCAUCGCCAAAGAAGGCCACCAGCAAACGAGACUCUUGGCUAUGUUUGACGGCAAUUUCCGAGGCAUCGCUUGGAGAGUAUAUCUGGCCAGGCCACCAUGGAUGGCUCUUGAUUUUACCCCACACGAAAUCGCCCACACGAAAACCAGGGGUGGUAUCAAUAGCAGACUCUACCACAGUUUCAGUCUCAACAACUUUCUUGGUUAAAGCAACACCAUUAGCAGAAAACCUUACUCCAUUCUCAUCCACUUCAAGACUUGCCAUUUUUUCUACAGAAAACAAAAAUGAAUCCUGA
Molecule: messenger RNA, 540 nt
Organism: Striga asiatica
Lineage: Eukaryota; Viridiplantae; Streptophyta; Magnoliopsida; Lamiales; Orobanchaceae
Source: the annotation of a GenBank genome assembly